UUGCUCUCUCACGUUCCAUCACUCUUCAGAAAAAGGAAAACGAACAAAAGAACAAAAAUAAAAAUAAAGUUGUCCAAUGGAGAAAUGAGAUUCUUGGAGAGAUUCUUGAGAGACAAGUUUUGGUUCUGAAAGAUCAAAGAUGAUGAUGCUUCGAUAUACACUCGCGUGUCUUCUCAUUUUCUCAUUUGGUCUCACUUCUUCCUCUGCUCGCCAAGCACCAUAUUCAUUGCGGAUCAGCUGCGGAGCUCGACAUAACGUUAAAACACCACCAACUUAUGUACUUUGGUACAAAGACAUUGCCUAUACUGGAGGAGUACCUGCAAAUGCAAACCCGCCUAGUUACAUAACUCCUCCCUUGAAAACACUUCGUUACUUCCCAAUCUCCGAAGGUCCAAACAACUGCUACAACAUAGUCCGAGUGCCAAAGGGACAUUACUCUGUGAGGAUAUUCUUCGGUAUAGUUGACCAGCCUAACUUCGAUAAAGAGCCUCUCUUCGACAUAUCAAUCGAAGGCACUCAGAUUUACUCUCUCAAGUCCGGUUGGAGCAGUCACGAUGACCAAGUCUUCGCCGAAGCUCGCGUUUUCCUCAUGGGCGGCACAUCCACGAUCUGUUUCCACAGCACUGGCCACGGCGAUCCCGCCAUCCUCUCCAUCGAGAUUCUCCAAGUUGAUGAUCAAGCUUACAAUUUCGGCCAAGGCUGGGGAGAGGGGGUGAUUCUGAGAACCGCCACGAGGCUGACUUGCGGCACUGGGAAGCCGAGGUUUGAUGAGGAUUACAGUGCUGAUCGUUGGGGCGGCGAUAGGUUUUGGAAUCCAAUGAGGUCUUUUGGUGAAGGUGCUGACUCUCCCAGAUCAACUGAGAAUACUAUCAAGAAAGCUUCCGUCUCCCCGAACUUUUACCCUGAGGGACUCUAUCAGUCUGCCUUGGUUAGCACGGAUGAUCAACCUGAUUUGACUUAUAGCAUUGACGUGGAGCCUAACAGAAACUAUUCGGUGUGGAUGCACUUUGCUGAGAUUGAUGCUACCGUGACUGCUGAAGGGAAAAGAGUGUUUGAUGUUGUUAUUAAUGGUGACACUUUCUUUGAAGAUGUGGAUGUUAUAAAGAUGAGUGGCGGUCGGUACACGGCGCUUGUUCUCAAUGCGACGGUGGCUGUGAGUGGAAGAACUUUGACGGUUGUUUUCCAGCCUAAGGGAGGUGGUCAUGCGAUUAUCAAUGCGAUCGAAGUCUUUGAGAUCAUAACUGCUGAGUUUAAGACAUUAAGGGAUGAAGUGAGUGCCUUACAGAAAAUGAGAAAAGCUUUGGGGCUUCCUUCGAGGUUUGGAUGGAAUGGUGAUCCAUGUGUUCCCACACAACAUCCCUGGAGCGGAGUUGAUUGUCAGCUGGACAAGAACACCAGCAGAUGGGUCAUUGAUGGACUUGAUCUUGAUAACCAAGGUCUGAAGGGUUUCUUACCAAACGACAUCUCAAAGCUGAAACAUCUCCAGAGCAUAAACUUGAGUCAAAACAGCAUUCAUGGAGGAAUGCCUGCAUCGCUUGGAAGCAUUACAAAAUUGGAAGUUCUGGACCUCUCCUACAAUUCUUUCAAUGGAUCUAUCCCUGAAACCAUAGGAGAGUUAACAUCGCUGCGGAUUCUGAAUCUCAAUGGAAACUCUUUCUCAGGAAAAGUACCAGCAGCUGUGGGUGGAAUGCUGUUGCACAGAGUAAGAUUCAACUUCACAGAUAACGCAGGUCUUUGCGGUAUCCCGGGGCUUCCAGCUUGCGGGGCGCACCUCUCUUCUGGGGCCAAGAUCGGGAUUGCAUUUGGUGUUAGUAUAGCCUUCUUAUUGCUCGUUUUAUGUGCAUUGAUAUGGUGGAAGAGACGACAAAACAUUCUUCGAGCACAGCAUAUUGCAGCAAGAGGAGCUCCUUAUGCGAAGAAGAGAACCAAUGUAUCUCAUGACAUUCAAAUGACACGGCACGGGCAUAACAAUAACCAUGGCCAAGCACGUACUGCUGUUGAAAAUGGACCGAGCUUGUUGUCCUGAUUCCCACUUCUGUAUUUUUCGUUCAG
Brassica oleracea var. oleracea is the source of this 2052-nucleotide messenger RNA. RefSeq names its product putative leucine-rich repeat receptor-like serine/threonine-protein kinase At2g14440. Gene Ontology annotation, molecular function: protein binding. NCBI's taxonomy places the organism in Eukaryota, Viridiplantae, Streptophyta, Magnoliopsida, Brassicales, Brassicaceae. The coding region runs from base 140 to 2026 and encodes 628 amino acids. The transcript is spliced from 9 exons. The record is from RefSeq and is a predicted model, not a curated record.